Messenger RNA from Oppia nitens, 977 nucleotides. Its product is annotated as tRNA wybutosine-synthesizing protein 5-like. The record is from RefSeq and is a predicted model, not a curated record. Gene Ontology annotation, biological process: wybutosine biosynthetic process. Gene Ontology annotation, molecular function: tRNA binding; 2-oxoglutarate-dependent dioxygenase activity. Bases 3 to 977 code for a protein of 324 amino acids. Lineage: Eukaryota; Metazoa; Arthropoda; Arachnida; Sarcoptiformes; Oppiidae. The transcript is spliced from 2 exons.
UAAUGAAUGUCUUAACUGUUGAAAAGUAUCAAAACUUAGACAAACAAUCAUUCAAUGAAUUGAUAGAAAAAGAUAUACCGUUUGUCAUAAGAGACGCUGAUUUUGGUUACUGUAUGACACAAUGGUCGGCCGAUUAUUUGAAGGACAGGUUAGGAGAGACCAAAGUAACGGUUCACCAGUCGAUGCAAUCAAUGCUUAAUUUUAUUGAUAAAAACUUCUUAUAUAAAACAUUGCCAUUCAAUGAAAUGAUCGACAAAUGUCUUAAUGAUGACCAACACUAUUAUUAUUUGAGAUCAAUUGGUAGCGAUCGUCGGGCUAGAGAUGUGGCCGAUAUUAGAGCUCAGUUUACCGAGAUUUCAGACGAUGUGACGAUUCCAUCGUUUAUGUCCAUCUGCCAGAAGACAGACGAAUGUCGAUCCACUCAAGAUUGUCACCAAACUGGUCACAGACAGCUAUUUUCAAGUGUUUUUCGUAUUUCAUCUAAAGAUUUAGUUCUUUGGACGCAUUACGACAUAUUAGACAAUAUUUUAGUUCAAAUAAAAGGCCGAAAACGUGUCGUAUUGUUUCCACCGGAUAACUGUCAGUACCUCUACUUAGAGUCAGACAAGUCUCGGGUCAUUGACAUCGAUGAACCUGAAGACCUAUUGAGAGAGAAGUUUCCGCUCUUUUUGAAUGUCGAUCGCUAUGAAUGUGUUCUCGAAGAGGGAGAGUCACUAUUCAUACCUUCCCUUUGGUUUCACAAUACAACUGCACUCGAGUUCAGUAUUGGUAUGAAUUUCUUUUGGAAAGACAAACAAUUAAUCGAUGAUAAUAUGUAUAACAAGAGUGAUGUCUACGGAAAUAAAGAUUUGAAUCCAGCUGUUGAUGCCUUCGCUAAUGUCGAUAAACUGGUCAAACAUUUAGAUAAAAUGCCAAAAAAGUUCACAGAUUUUUAUUUAAGAGUUAUUAUUAAUAAAUUACAAAAUAAGUUAAAUUAA